UGCGCCUUGCCGUAUCCCGGCACCCCUCGCGCGCCCCGCCCCGCCCCCGUUUCCCGGCGUGCCCCGCGCGCGGAACCCGGAAGCGGCCGCGGAACAUGGCGCAGGGGAGGCCCAAAGCGGCGGCGAAACGGCCCGGGCGGGGGAAAACGACCCCGUCCCGGGCGACGAAGGGGCCGAGGAAGGGAGGCCGGACCAUCGCCCCCAAGAAGGUCCGCGUGAUCCAGCAGCAGAAGCUGAAGAAGCGCCUGGAAGUCGCGAUCCGGCUGAAGAUCGAGCGCGAGGCCGGGCAGCGCGCGGGCAGCGCCCUCCCCCACGCGCUGGGGGGCGCGGCCGCCCCUCCCCAGGGCAAGGCCAAGAAGGGGCGGGGCUGAGCCCCUCCCCCCACCCCACCCCCCCCCGCCGGGACACGCCCCUCCCGGGCGAUGGGGGGCGGGGGGGGGGAUGUCACGAGCGCGUCCGUCCUCAGCCCCGCGGUCGGUGCCGAAUAAACGGGGUUUGGGGGGGGAGCGGAUGC
Chroicocephalus ridibundus (black-headed gull) is the source of this 514-nucleotide messenger RNA. It is a transcript of the gene CUNH19orf53, whose product is annotated as chromosome unknown C19orf53 homolog. Lineage: Eukaryota; Metazoa; Chordata; Aves; Charadriiformes; Laridae. The record is from RefSeq and is a predicted model, not a curated record.